AUGGCGGAUCACAAAGUUUCUCUCGUCUUGUUGGUCACGGUAACCCCGCCCCUAGCCGCUGACGAGUUUGCAGUGUGGAACAUUGCACCAACAGCACCAGGUGUCUUCUGUCUGAAGACCAAAGGAGAUGCAAAUGUGCCAACGGAUAUUAUUCGGACCUCUGUGACAAAAAAUGCACGCAUCAAAGUUGUGUGCGGCAAGGACUUCAUUGCAAUCCGGGCGAUGGAAGAUUACUUCACGUUUCACAGCGUACCGCUGGAGUCGCUGCACUUGCCCAACAAGUCUCAGAGGGAGGUCAUCAACGGUGUGCCGUACUUCGUGUCCAAGAUCUCUAAAGAUAAAUAUCAAAUGUGUCGAGGCAAGGCGCUGACGAAAAAAAAUCAAAUCUCCUAUUCCCCGAGUCUCCAGUCAGAGCCUCAGGUGAUUGGAAACAUCGUCAGAAAUCCAGUCAUCAAGAUGAACUACACCUGCGUCUAUCCGUCCAUCAGAACCGUCAGCCUGCCUUUCCCACUGGUGAUGCAUCUUGACGAACGUUCCACCAUUCACUACAGCUUCGACAUGUUUCGUUUCACAGCAGAACCUCACGACCUCUAUCUGCACUGCACCGAACAUGUUUUUGUUUCAGGCAUACUGGCGACUGUGGUGCUGCCGGUCGCAGGUGUCUGGAUUUUGGGCUUCUUCAUCAUCAUCCUCAUCACUGUGAUCAAGGCAGGCAACAGGAGGUUAAAACUAACUGGGGAACAGUGACAACAAUGUUGCUGCUGUUGGCAGCUUGAAUAAAACUUAAAAACCUU
Gasterosteus aculeatus aculeatus (three-spined stickleback) is the source of this 794-nucleotide messenger RNA. The record is from RefSeq and is a predicted model, not a curated record. Lineage: Eukaryota; Metazoa; Chordata; Actinopteri; Perciformes; Gasterosteidae.